UUUCCAUCACUACGCUCCCCGUUUCUCCAACGCUCGCCUGUGCUGAAGGAUCUGGUUUCACACACCUGUUGGCUGUGCAUCCAAACGGCGUGCUGUGCAGCUCCACAAGACUGUGUGUCUGCUGCUGUUUUUAAUAAAGCAGUUUUUGUUCCAAAGAGAAUGGAUCUUGAAGUCCGGAAUUCAAGGAGUUGGAUGAUAGAGUCCUGAAGGGAUGCCUGUGUCAUGGGCACAGAGCGCGAGGAGAACGAGCAGACGAGCGGAGAUGAUGAUGCAUCUCAACAGGACGCUGCCAGUAUUGCAGAUGUGUCUGUGGAGGUGGCCACGGUCGACCACACUCUGCAGAAGAUCUGCAGGAAGUACAGGAAGACCAGACGGAAGCCCAAGGGACUCAAGAGGCUGUUGGCUUAUCUGUUGAACAUCCCGCACCUCGCCGUCAUCAUCACAGCCGUGGUGUUUGUGGUGGUGGUCAUCAUGUGGUCGCUGCUGUGGGUCUACAUUUUUCGCAGGGAGAGCGACAGUGGAGCUUAUUUUGCCGGGAUGUUCCGUGUUGCCAACGUGGAGUUUAUCCCCGAGUACCGUCAGGAAGAGUCCAAUGAGUUUGCAUCCAUGGCAAACAAAAUACAGCAUGUGGUGAGCGAUGUGUACAAGAUGUCCUCGGUGGCCAGACUCUACAAGCACGCUGUCAUUUCAGACCUCAGUAACACCAACAAGGGUGGUGUGCUGGUUCACUUCUGGAUGGUGUUUGUGGUGCCCCGACUAAAGAGCCCCGCAGUGUGUGAGGAGUGUGUGGGUGCCAUUUUCAGAGACUCGGUCCACACCAGCAUGAAGAACAGGUCCAAUGUGGGCUACCUGCUCGGUCUCCCUGUGGACUUGGACUCCAUCCUCAUUAAUGCUGUUCAGCGUUCAGAUUAUACAUCAGGAGCAGGCUCAGAGUGUGUAGAUAAGCUGUAUGCCAACCUUCCUGGAGCGAGUGUCCCUCUAAACGUCUUCUCUUCAUGGGGUGGUGUGAGCUGUCACGUGAAACUCACCUCUUUCCCCGGCUCCCUGAUCCGCCUGACCGUCACCUCGUUCCUCAUCGAGCCCAGCGACUGUGUGAGUGAUGCCCUGACUGUGUACGAUGCCCUGCUGCCCAUGAGAGGGCGCAUUCUGCACAGGCUGUGUGAGCCAGUGUCCAGAUCCUUCUCCCUGGUGUCUACCUCCAAUGUCAUGCUGCUGUCCUUCAGAAUGACUAAUGGCAACAAGAGCUUCAGAGGAUACUUUGAGGCAAUUGCUGAUGAAAUGUGUAUGUCUCAAAUUGAGACCCGCUCAGAGCCUGACAUCACAGGUCAGAUCUACAGCCCCUUCUACCCCAGCCUACUGCCCCCAAAGUGCUCCUGCACCUGGAGGUUUGAGACCCCUAACAGUGCGUUAGGAGUUGCUCUGCAGUUUCAGAACUAUGUGUUGAAACCAAAGGACCUGAAGGGCUGUGACCAAGGCUGGUGGAAAGUUAAUGAAGUCAUUUUCUGUGGCAGCUACGUGGGACACCGCACGGUGUUUCGGAUUGCUGACCACAUCCUAGAGGUGGAGUUUCGCUGCAGCUCACGUAACUCUGUUCAGGCUUUUCAGGCAUCUUACAGCAGCUACAAUAUCAGCCAACCCUGUCCAGAGAGCCACUUCCUGUGCUCCACAGGACUGUGUGUGGAGAAGAGCCGUCGCUGUGACGGCCUGGACGACUGCCAGGAUGAGAGUGACGAGGUCUUCUGUUCGAGGCCAACAAAGAACUGUGCUGGCAACAGUCCUCUGCAUCCUUUGUUUGUGUGCAAUGGAGAGACAGACUGCGAAAAUGGAAUAGACGAGAUCAACUGCACUCAGGAAGCGACCUGCUCUGCCAUCAGGUAUCAAUGCAACAGUGGCUCCUGCAUCCUGAAGAAGAACGCAAAGUGCGAUGGUGUUCCUGACUGCAGGGACCGCAGUGAUGAAGCCGACUGUGCCUGCGGUCGUCCCUCCAUGGUGAAGAGGGUGGGUUCAUCGACAGGAGCUGAGCGCAUCGUGGGUGGAGUUAACUCUGUGGAGGGCGAGUGGCCGUGGCAGGUCAGCCUCCACUUCUCUGGUAACCUGUACUGUGGCGCCUCUGUCCUCUCUGCUGAUUGGCUCAUCUCAGCAGCACACUGCUUCAGCAAGGAAAGGCUGUCAGAUCCACGUUACUGGAGCGCCCACCUCGGCAUGCUGACGCAGGGCAGUGCCAAACACGUGGCAGAAAUCCAGCGGAUCGUGGUGCACGAGUAUUACAACGCGUACACGUUCGACUAUGACAUCGCCCUGCUGCAGCUGAAGAAGCCUUGGCCUCCCACCCUCAGCCCGCUGGUGCAGCCCGUAUGCCUGCCUCCUCACUCCCACACUGUCACCGGCAGCCACCGCUGCUUGGUCACCGGGUGGGGGUACCGCUCCGAGGAUGACAAAGUGCUGCCCUCAGUGCUGCAGAAAGCAGAGGUUUCUCUUCUGAGCCAGACUGAGUGUAAGAAGAGCUACGGACCCGUGUCUCCACGCAUGCUGUGUGCCGGGGUCGCCUCUGGAGAGCGGGACGCCUGCAGGGGCGAUUCAGGUGGUCCUCUGUCCUGUCAGGAGCCAGGAGGGGGUCGCUGGUUCCUGAUUGGCAUAGUGAGCUGGGGGGUGGGCUGUGGUAGGCCAAACCUGCCCGGGGUCUACACCAGGGUCAACAAGUUCACCUCCUGGAUCUACAGCCAUAUCAGUAUUGUUGCAUAUCGCCUCUCCGGAGCUGAACGGGACAGUGCCAUGAGGACUCUCCCCAAAAGCAAGACUUGCGAGGUGUACUGCGUCUCCGGGCAUGGACACUCAGGCUGCUCCGCGGCGCAGGGAGAGGUGGAGUUGAAGGAGCCCACCCAGUCACCGAGCCCCCCCACGAAGCCUGAGGUGGAGGGGGGGCCGCAAGCUCCAGCCUGUGGCUCCUGGAGGAGAUGGAUGUUGGGUGUCCUGCCUUUCUUUCCCUUCGCUGCCGCCAUUGCACUGACCCUCCACUUCUUAACAUCUCCACCUUCCUCAGUGUUCUUCCUCGGCGGCAGCGUGGAGUUCCCAAACCUGAGCUUCACCUCAGAGCUGACUGACUCCACCUCCCCUCAGUUCCGCCUGCAGGCUCAGGCUUUGAACCAUUAUAUCUCAGAGCUCUACGAGUCCUCCCCAUGGAGCUCUUACCACCUGCACUCAGGAAUUACUGCCUUCAGUGAAGGAGCAGAAGGGCUCAACGUCUUCUACUGGAGUAAAUUCUCCGCCCCGGACGACGUUGCCAUGGCGAUCCGGAGGUCCAGCCCACAGAGGCUGCAGCGCAGGCUCCCUGGCAGCAACAAGGUGCUGCGGGACAGCCGCAACCAGCAGAGCUAUUACAUGGAGCGGGACGACAACAUGCUCCACCUGCUGGGUUUGGACCCUGAUGACUAUGAAUCAGAUGAAAAAUCUGACAAGAGUAAAAAUCCAAACAGCAUCCAGAGUGGGAAGUGGCAGCUUGGCUUCCAAGCAAUGUCCUUUGACCUCUAUGCCAAGUAUGGCAACAACCGCACCCUGAGCCUCGUGAGUCCCAAGAAGCCAUACUACCAGUGGCGUCUCCGUGUGCCAUCGGGUCAUGUGGUUCGACUUGUCGUCCUCACCCUGCACGGCGCCACGCCUGGAAGCUGCACUGCUCACAAGCUCUCGGCGUAUGACUUCUUGCUUCCGUUACAGAACAAGAUAAUCGCCAGGUGGUGUGGGCUGCCUGUUUCGGGUUCGUCACCUGUCAUGAAGUUGACGUCCUCCGGGAACGUGAUGUUGGUCACCUUCUCGUUCAGCAGGCAGAGGGAUGGAGCAGUCUUCAAAGCUUACUUCCAAGCCAUCCCAAAAGCAGGAUGUGGAGGGUCAAUUUCCUCCUGGAACGGCUCGAUUACCUCACCCUACUACCCCUCCUAUUACCCUCCUAACAUAGACUGCACCUGGACAGUACGGGCACCCGUACCGGGAUACCUGAUCUCCAUGACGAUCGUGAUGAUGGACAUUCAGGAUUCCUCGUCGUCAGACGGCUGUGAGAAAGACUGGCUGGAGAUCGGAGGGCUCAAACUGUGUAAUCCAGUGUCAGACAGCAGCAAAAAGCGAGUCUACUCCUCUCCUGUCUCCCUCCACUUCCAUUCAGAUGAAUCCCUCACUCACAAGGGCUUCUACCUGCUCUACCGAGCCUUCUCUCCAGAGGGCACCUGUCCCCGCCAGUUUCGCUGUGGAGACGGACGCUGCAUCCCUCUGAGGAAGGUGUGUGAUGGAGUGAAAGACUGCUCAGACGGACGGGACGAGGCUAGAUGCUCAUCCUGCAGGCCAGGAGAAGUGUUGUGUGGGAACGGUCAGUGUCGGCCUCAAAGCAGCCAGUGUGUGAGUCACAGCAGCUGUGCAGACAGCAGUGAAGAGGGCACCUGUGGGGGUAAGUGUUACCACGUGUGUCCUAACAAAGUCUGUUUGCCGAAGUCUUCAGUGUGUGACGGUAUUAUUGACUGCAAAGACCGCAGCGAUGAGCUCAACUGUACCAGAGCGUAUGUUAAAGGUUGCUCCUCAUCCUCGUACAAAUGUGCCAAUGGAAAGUGUGUAAGUAAGGUUAACCCCGAGUGCGACGGAGUCAAAGACUGCUAUGACAGCUCUGAUGAACUGCGCUGCGCCUGUGGCACCAGGCCCAGGAAGCGUACUAAGAUAGUGGGUGGCUCUGACGCCGGAGCAGGGUCAUGGCCAUGGCAGGUCAGCCUCCAGAUGGAUCGCUACGGCCACGUCUGUGGAGCAACGCUGGUCUCCAGCCGCUGGCUCAUCUCUGCAGCUCACUGCUUCCAGGACUCAGACGCCAUUAAAUAUUCGGAUGCUCGUGCGUGGCGGGCCUACAUGGGAAUGCGUACGAUGACUACGGGGAAUAACGGAGCAUCCACCAGGCCGAUCCGCCGGAUCCUCCUCCACCCGCAGUACGACCAGUUCACCUCUGACUAUGACAUCGCCCUUCUCGAGCUCGGUGCUCCUGUCUUCUUCAAUGACUUGGUGCAGCCUGUGUGCGUCCCCGCGCCCUCACACACUUUCACAACGGGAACCAGCUGCUACGUCACCGGCUGGGGAGUUCUCAUGGAGGAUGGUGAACUGGCCUCUCGCUUACAAGAGGCCUCAGUGAAGAUCAUCAACAGGAACACGUGUAACAAGCUGUAUGAUGACGCCGUCACUCCCAGGAUGCUGUGUGCUGGGAACCUGCAGGGAGGGGUCGACGCCUGUCAGGGUGAUUCAGGAGGUCCGUUGGUGUGUCUGGAGCGAGGCAGGCGGUGGUUCCUGGCGGGGAUCGUGAGCUGGGGUGAGGGCUGCGCGAGGCUCAACCGUCCAGGCGUCUACACACAGGUGGUCAAGUUCACUGACUGGAUCCAUCAGCAGACUAAAGGACAGGUGUGACUGAACACCUGACUGACACGAACAAAACUGACAGACAAAAGGUUUCAGACCUGGACUCCGUCUUCAGGCUGUCGUCAUGAUCGCAUGACAACACCUUCAGUCAGUUUUUUUGGGAGCGUGUCCAUGGCGACAGGCUAGCUGGGGGGCUUCAUCAUCCGUGCUCUAAACCAAACAACUUCCUCAUCCAAACAUCAACAGUGGCUAUGUUGACAUGCACGAAAAAAUCAGUACUUAACUUGGUUAUUUAAGCAGCUACAAGGAGUUUUGAAUUCCCCGGUAGAGCGCAGGUGAAGACACAAGUGGAGCUUGGUCGGCCAUUCAACAGAUGGAGAGAAUUUUCUUUAUCAGUAAAAUUACUAUUACCAAGCAACAAAUUUUUUGUAGUUUCCUUGUUGUGGGCUUUCAUGUAACCCAGGUGCAGGAAGAGAAGUCAAACAAAGUUCACGCCGUCUCACAAUCGUCAUAUUACAGUUAUAAUAUUACAAAUGAUCAAGAUCUUUACAGCAGAGAACAGUGACACUCAUGAAAAUGCAUUCUUCACUCUGGGAAUCACUACCGAUUUUGUCCACAGGAGCCGCCAAAUCCCACACAAAAUUGGAGCUCCUUGCAGUUGCUUUAAAUAAACCUGGUUUUGGUCCAGAUCUUUGAAUCCAUCCACUUCACAGAGUUAACUGAUGGUGUUAAUAAGGUGACAGUCAAGUUUGGUAUUUGACAUGGAAUCCAUAGAAUUUGACUCAUUCCUUAUGAAAAUUAAAGUAUCAACCCAAUCAAGAUGCAAGAUGGCAAAACAUAAAAAACACUGCUGGGUUUGAGUUUUCACUUUCUGCACACACUCACUGGUAUGAGCAAGGUUAUGUUGGUCAGUGCUGCUUACUGUACUUAAGUAUUGGGAUUCCUCUGUAUUGGAAGAAACAUACUUAGUACACAGUAUUUUUUUGUUACAAGAAAGUAAUAAGACAACGUUGGUAAAAAAUCAGGUUAUUACAAAUACCACUUCCUGAAGCAACACGGAACCGUGUAUUUAUUUUUAUUUCUCUGGAGACUCCUAUUCAUGAUCAUCACCUUAUUUUCACUUCCUCCAUGUUUUUACUCUUCACUUCCUGUUAUCUGAAGCAUGUUCUGAGUUGUUGUUGGAACAUCAAUCCAAAUCCAAACAUUUUUUUUUUUUAAAAAGCAAAGAGACUCUAUUGUUAUUGCGGUAACAAUCUGUUGCGCUCCACAGGUUCAACAGCGAUAUAGUGUGUUUAAGUCUCCUCAGUCAGGUGGACAGGUCAGUACCUGCUCUCGUGGAUAUCGGGCCUCAGAGGAGAUUUGAGGUUUUGCCAAAGUACGACCAUUAGCCAGGUCGUUCUGUGCAUGUAAAUGUAGCCAGUGACUGUUCCUGUUUCAGUUCACCACAGAGUUGGUGACCAGGUCGACUGUUGCCAACAAAAUACACGUCAGCCCUUUUUACUGACCGUGGAAAGAGUUCUCUCCCCUUGUGUAUAUUGUUGCCUUCGUCUAUGUCUAUGUCCAUGUACUGUAUAUGCGUGUUCAUGACUCACUGUGUGUGUUUAAGAGUUGUCAUUGUACUGUA
Molecule: messenger RNA, 7000 nt
Organism: Acanthopagrus latus (yellowfin seabream)
Lineage: Eukaryota; Metazoa; Chordata; Actinopteri; Spariformes; Sparidae
Exons: 37
Coding region: 223-5424 (1733 amino acids)
Biological process (GO): acrosome reaction; proteolysis
Molecular function (GO): serine-type endopeptidase activity; protein binding
Source: RefSeq, a predicted model, not a curated record